UAAAAGUAUUUUCUGAUGCAGGCAAAACUCAGAGCUGAAGAAGCAAAUAGGGCUGCAAUGGAAGCUCAGAGAAGAGAAGCAAAAGAGGCUGCUGAAAGGGAGGCCAAUGAAGCGUCAAGCCAGGCUGCUGUUCAGAAGGAAGCUUUAGGAUUGCAAACUAAAGCCAAAACCAAGGAAUCUGAAUUUGAAAAACCAAUAAAUUCAGCAUCAGCAGGUGACAUUACUAAAGCUGCAGAAGCUGCACUAAAGUUGGAGCGUGAAAGAUUAAAAAAGUUGGAAGACUUGGAUGAAGGAAACAAGGCAUUAGGAUUGAAUGUAAAUAAGGAGGUUUCUACUGGUGUGAAAAAGUUAUUGAGGGAAUUGUCUGGCCAGUACAGCGACUUCAGUAUUCUUUCCUCUUUAAAUUCUCAGGUAAAUCAUGUAACUUACUGUUUGUUUAGUAGGAUAUAUGUUUUUAUAUAUAUAUAUCUAUAA
Molecule: messenger RNA, 474 nt
Organism: Humulus lupulus (European hop)
Lineage: Eukaryota; Viridiplantae; Streptophyta; Magnoliopsida; Rosales; Cannabaceae
Product: mRNA export factor GLE1-like
Exons: 3
Coding region: 16-474 (152 amino acids)
Source: RefSeq, a predicted model, not a curated record